AUGGAUAUGCUUCUUAGUUCACAGCCUAAUGCAGACUUCUAUACCCUUACCCAGUACACCAUUAACGUCGCAUGCAUCAACAUUACCAACACAAUAAAAUUGAUUAAUGUGCUUAUUUCUCAAAGUGCAAGCAAUGAAACAGCACGAAACCAUUACAAAUCAUGUUUGGAGCAUUUUAGUUAUGGUGAGGGUGCCCUUGAUGAUCUUGAGUAUAGUCAAAAGUUGUUAAAGAAAGGAGAUUAUCAAGGUGUGAGUAUUGUUGCUGAUGCAAUAGAAGCAGAUGUUAAAGAUUGCAUUUUAGGUAGGGAUGGCAAUGGGUAA
Molecule: messenger RNA, 321 nt
Organism: Abrus precatorius (Indian licorice)
Lineage: Eukaryota; Viridiplantae; Streptophyta; Magnoliopsida; Fabales; Fabaceae
Exons: 2
Coding region: 1-321 (106 amino acids)
Source: RefSeq, a predicted model, not a curated record